AUGGCUGCCACAGUGCUGGGAAAGCGUUCUCGACGAGCUCUGGAUGAACAAGAUCUCCCGGAAACACUUCCCACCCCGAAGAGACGGACGCGAAGCUCUGCACCUGAGAUAUACCAAGAUGCAGCUGAGAACAAUGAAUUGGGGAAACUGAAUGCCCGUCCUGUUGGAGUUCGUAACGGACGAAAGAACAAUACUGUACGAGACAGUCCCGUAAAGAACCAAACGAGCACAACCAAAGCCAUUGAAGAUUCCAACUUCCCAACGGACGAAAAUCAGCCACCCUCAAUUGUGUCGACUCCCACCACCAUUCGCUUCAAGGAUGUCCUUGCUUUAUCUGAACCCAGCACACCGAAGCACCGCGUUCGACUUGCAGGCAGACUUCUUACGCCUCAGUCGUCACGUUCGUCCACACCAGCAAGGUCAAAAAACGUAUACUCGCGUGCUCGACAGCUAUUCGUCCAGGCCGGCAACGGGAAGAUCGUCGGCCGGGAGGCUGAACGGCGCCAAUUGACCAAGUUCAUCUCCAAAGCCAUCGACACUCGAGUUGGAGGCUGCACAUAUGUCAGUGGACCACCUGGCACGGGCAAGAGUGCCUUGGUCCAGGAGAUCUUGCAAGGAUUUCAGGGGGGGCCUGUCACGACCACCAUAAUCAAUUGCGUCUCUUUAAAGUCUUCCGCCGAAGUCCUCGCCCAACUGAGCGAAGCCUUUUGCCCUGGCAAGGGCAGCUCCAAAGCAUCCAAAGCAGCCCUGGCGAAAUUGUUCACGACGAAAAGGGCCAAUCCCGAAAUGCGUGUCGUUCUACUUGAUGAGAUCGACACGCUCCUUGGAGGGGACUGCGAGGUGUUGUACAGCAUUUUUGAAUGGGCCAUGCAUCCGUCGUCCAGUCUCAUCUUGAUUGGAAUCGCCAAUGCUCUGGAUCUGACUGAUCGCUUCCUGCCCCGUCUGAAGUCGAGGAAUGUCAAGCCCCAACUGCUACCUUUCCUUCCAUAUUCGGCCCAACAGAUCUCCACCAUCAUCUCAGACAAGCUACGAUCUCUCAUGGCCGAUACGACCACGGCCGGCGCCGACUUUGUUCCUUUGAUGCAUCCAGCGGCGAUUCAGUUAGCAGGCAAAAAGAUAUCCCAGACGGGUGAUCUACGGAAAGCCUUCAGCCUGGUUCGUCGCGCUCUCGACCAGGUUGAGCAAGAAACACUCUUGAAGAUGAGCCAAGACCAAAGUGUCACUCCCACCAAGCAACCACUCCAGGAAAUCUCGAACGUGUCCCUCGGCCAGGCUGUUCCAUCGCCCGGCAAGAUGGACCAUCGAUCAGUGCUCAAUCAUCUUACCUGGGAGACAGCGCCUCGAGUGUCUAUUGCACAUGUGGCCAAGAUCGCUGCGACUAUCUUCAACAAUGGUACACUUUCACGCUUGGGCGGCUUGAAUCUCCAGCAAAAAGCAGUGCUGUGCUCAUUGGUGGCUGCCGAAGCCCGUCGACACCGCCGCGAUCCGUACACCACGCCGUCCAAAUCAAUCUCGAGGCUACCUACAAUAAAGAAUUUGUUUGAAAAAUAUGCUCAGCUGUGCAAACGCGAUGACGGGCUGUUGCAACCCCUCAAAAACACCGAGUUUCGAGACGUUGUUGCCAGCCUCGAAACCUUGGGGUUAGUGCAAGAGGCAUCUGGACGCACGUCGGGCAUACUGACACCCACGAACACGCCGUCUCGAAGUGGACGAGCGACGGAUGAUAAACAGGUGGUCAGCGCCGUGUCUGAGAGGGAGAUGCGGGACAGCCUGACAGGGCCGGGCUCUGAUUUGCUGUUGAGGCUCCUCGAAGAAUAA
This is a messenger RNA of Fonsecaea erecta, 1818 nucleotides long. RefSeq lists its product as hypothetical. Gene Ontology annotation, cellular component: nucleus. The transcript is spliced from 2 exons. Gene Ontology annotation, biological process: cell division; mitotic DNA replication checkpoint signaling; DNA replication initiation. Gene Ontology annotation, molecular function: DNA replication origin binding; ATP hydrolysis activity; ATP binding. Lineage: Eukaryota; Fungi; Ascomycota; Eurotiomycetes; Chaetothyriales; Herpotrichiellaceae. The record is from RefSeq and is a predicted model, not a curated record. The coding region runs from base 1 to 1818 and encodes 605 amino acids.